AAGCAGAGGCGCAAGUGCGCGUGCGCGUGCCGAAGUGAACAGCGGCCCUUUGGCAGCCGAGAGAGCAGCUGCGCCGCCGCCGCCAGUGCGGGGAGCGUCGCGCGCAUGCGCGUUGGGCGGGCUGGCGGCGGAGGGGAAUUACAAUGGAAGAUGAGGAGGUCGCCGAGAGCUGGGAGGAAGCGGCCGACAGCGGGGAAAUAGACAGGCGGCUAGAAAAAAAGCUGAAGAUCACCCAGAAGGAAAGCAGCAGGAAAUCCAAGUCCCCCCCUAAAGUGCCCAUUGUGAUCCAGGACGACAGCCUUCCCUCGGGGCCGCCUCCGCAGAUCCGGAUCUUAAAGCGGCCUACGAGCAACGGGGUGCUCAGCAACCCCAACUCUGCCAGCAGGCCAGCCCUCCCGGUGAAGACGUUGGCGCAGAGGGAGGCCGAAUACGCCGAAGCCCGGAAGCGGAUCCUGGGCAGCGCCAGCCCGGAGGAGGAGCAGGACAAGCCCAUCCUCGACAGGCCCACAAGAAUCUCCCAGCCGGAGGAGGCCCGGCAGCCGAGCAAUGUGAUCCGGCAGCCGCUGGGCCCCGACGGCUCGCAGGGCUUCAAGCAGCGCAGAUAGGAAUGGCCGUCCGGCCGACUUGGCGGCACGAGAGCGGGCACUUCCCCCACCCUGGGCUGCGCGGUGGCGGCAGCGGACACACGAACCUGAGCAGGGGGAAACUACCCGGGUGACUUGCACUGUGAUCUCCUCCUCCUCCUCCUCCCCCCCCCCCUUUGCUCUGCCUCCUGUGCCCUUCUGCCUGCCCUGGCACUGUGACCCCCACCUGCCGCUUCCCCCACUGGGAUUGGCAUACUGAGGGGGCGGGGGCACGGCAGGGCAGGGCAGGCUCAUCCAGGUUGCUGGGCUUGUCCACACAGCCAUGCCUGCCAAAGCCAGCACCAGCAAUAAUAGUAAUAAUAAAUGUUUGCGUCUCCGGGCGGGAUGGCAGAAGGGCUGGGCGGCGUUCUGCUUCUGGGAAUGUGCAUGUCUGUCCAGGUUGCUUGAGGAGCGAGGAGCUAGGCUCAGCGGGAGGCGUGCACAGAACUGCAUUUGUUUGCUUUCUGGGAAACGGAGGGGAAGAAGACGCCAGUGACGGAAGGGGCGGGUGUGUUCGCUGUUUGGCUUGUUUAUCUCAGAAGCAGGGGUUGGUAUAGUUCGAAGAGAAGCGAAAUGGAUUUUGAGGCACUUCAGAUUGUAUUGGGGAGAGGUUUUCACGUGUCCGGCUUCCCCUAUCCGCCGCUGCUGCUUUUGCGAAGCAGACGGAAAGGGCUCUCGGCCGUCUGCGUGGUGGGCUUUGGCGAGGCCUCUGGCUUGGGGUGACUCGGCUUGGCCUGCACCCCUGGCCUGGAGGGCGGAGGGGCCGUGGCCGGUGCCUCCCUCAACUGCUUGUGCUGCUUCCAGGCGGAGGGUGGGCAGGUGCUAUUUGCCACUGGGGCGAUGAGCUUCCCCGGCCUUAGACUAGUUUAGCUUCCCUGCUGCUGUCCUCUGCUGAGGCCAUGAAAAGGGAUGGGGGAAGCCCUGUGGCCCAGCGAUGCUUGUGCUGGCCGGAGACGGAAGCCGUGGCAGGCGAGCUGUGAGCUGUGGGCCAGGAUCGUGGCCUUGUUGCUCCAGGUGUGCUUCCAGUCCUGUCCCUGGUCAGUUUGCCACCAGGGGGCCAAAGGAGCUGGGCACAAGCAAUAGCUGCCAUGCGGGGCAGGGAAUGGAUUGCCUUCCCUUGCAAAGUGGGAGGGCGUCGGGCUCAGCUGCUGCAUGCCCUGCAGGGUGCAGAAAUGUGUUUUCAGACGACACCCAAGUAAGACUCAGGAUGGCAAACAGCUUCUUCUGCGUUGCUUUUCUAACUCAGACAGAAUCAGUUGGGUUUUCCUCAAGCAACAAGAAGCCCCUGGUUGGGCCCAAUCCACCUGAGGGCCCUGGCGUGUAGCCAGCAGCUCCAUGCAUGCUGGCCCAGGUCUGCUGCAUUGUAGGUGCUCCUGAGGGCCGAAGCAGUUGGGCCUCCCCCGUCCUCUCUAGUAGCCAUAUUGGGGAGGGGCUCCCCCAGCACCCCCCUUUCUGAGUGACUGUGGGCCUGCUUGCUUCACUGUGUUUCCAGAGUCUGCCUUUCUCUUUCUUUCUUUCUCUCUUUC
Lacerta agilis (Sand lizard) is the source of this 2149-nucleotide messenger RNA. It is a transcript of the gene SZRD1, whose product is annotated as SUZ RNA binding domain containing 1. The record is from RefSeq and is a predicted model, not a curated record. The coding region runs from base 144 to 605 and encodes 153 amino acids. Lineage: Eukaryota; Metazoa; Chordata; Lepidosauria; Squamata; Lacertidae. The transcript has 4 exons.